GCGGUAACCAAGGGAACCAAAGCGGAAGCUUCAGGCGGCAGUGGCAGCAGCUGCUGCAACAAGGGUCGCCGGGUGAGUUGUAGUAUUAAGGAGGACACACAGUAAAUGAAGAGUGAAAGGUCUUGGGAGUAGAGCCGGGCGAUGAGCUGUAUCUGGGUGGUGCAGACCGUGGAGCAGUAGAAGUUUUCUGAAGCUCUGAUAGUCUUAAGACAACAUUAAGAGACAAAUAAUCAUGAACACCAAAGAUUUUGUAGUUAUUCCCUGGGGAAAACCUGGAAAUUCUGUAAAACUAAAAUAUAAAAAUGCUCAGGAACUGCAAAUGGAGAAAAUUCAGCUAGAACUGGAGAACCAGAAGAUGGAAAAGAAAUUUCGAGAAUUCCAAUCUACAUGGAACAAGAGAAAGGAAGAAGUUAAGUCAAGUGGAUAUCACUGGAAAUCUGGAAGUGUCGGCAAAUUGAGUAACCUGUCACACCUAACAUCACAAAGUAAAGGGAAUGCUACUAAGCUCCCUGUUGGAAAUGUGAAAUUAAAGUUACUAAAAGAACAGAUUCAAGCACCAGUGAAACAACUAGUUAAUUACAAAAUGGCACAUUCUUUUGGAAGUGAAAAGCCCAAGACUAAAAGAAAAGUUUGUGGACAGUGUGAGAACAAAGCUGCUCUCCUUGUAUGCCUGGAAUGUGGGGAAGACUAUUGCUCAGGAUGCUUUGCUAAAAUGCACCAGAAGGGGGCACUAAAGUUCCACAGAACAACUCUUAUACAGGCAAAAUCUCAAAUCUUAUCCAAUGUGUUAGAUGUUGCUCAUCAGUUUAUAAAGGAAGUAAAUCCACCUAAUGAAGGGAAUACUUCUACAGAAGCAUCCAGUAAAACUCAGAAGAAACCCAAAGCCCUACUUCUUCAGGAGAACAGCUCUGAGGUAGAAACUAGAACAGCAGAAGGAGGAGAAGGUGCAAAUUCAAAAUACAAUCCCUUGUAUGAAACAACUUUUGAUGAAGAAGCAUCUGCCCAGUCCUUCCGGGAAGCCUUAAAUCAGUGGAGAGCUGGACAUCAGGAGGAAAACACACAACAGAACUCACAUGCAACAAAACCAGUGUUUAUUUUUAUAGACUCAGUGGAAGAAUGUGAAGUACAAACUAAUUUGAAAAUUUGGACAGAACCAAUAAAUAUUGAAUUUACAGAAGACAGUCUGUCCUACAUGGAAAAAUUAUGGCUUAAAAAACACAGAAGAACUCCACAGGAGCAACUUAGGAACAUACUACCAAAUACAUUUCCACAUCCCCGUGAAGCUACUAUGGAGGAACAGAGCUCCCCGGAAGAAAAUGGUGCUGAUAGUGACGUUGAGGAGAUCAAAGUACAAUAUCCACCUCUUUUUAUGCCAGUAGAAAAAGUGAAUAUAGAGAGGCCUCCGCCAUCUCUAACAAUAGUAGAACUGGAUAGUACUCAUGAAGCAGAAUGUGAAGAACCAGAGAAUGCUGUGCCUUACAGAGUUGAAUUAGCUGAUGCAGAGAGUCAGUUAAGUUCUACAUUUCCUGAUUAUUGGAAUUGCUUUCCACGUGAAAAUGACAUCCAUCAGCACCUUGUUUUCAACAAGGGAACAAAAGACCUCUUAAGUUUUUGUUUGAGAACGAAUUCUGCAUACCAUAAGGAUGACUUCAAAGGAUCUUCAAAGACAGAUUUUGGCAAUACUGUGGAGUCUGGUAUUUAUUCUCGUGAGUUCAAAAAAAUAGAAGAAACCAGUUCUUUUGAACACAAUGUAACAGAAAAAAAUAUAGAUCCAGGAAACAACCAAAAUUCUGGUGAUUCCUGUACGUCAUUUUGGAGCAAGGGUUCCUUGACAACUGUAGAUUUAGAUACAUCGUUCAUUGAGGAGAAUUCAUCUCAAGACACUAGCACAUCCUUGGAAUGCAGCAAUCUGAAAGAGAGGCCAAACUUGGAAGAUUCAAAAACUACAAAGUCACCACCGCUGUUGCAAGAAAUAGCCCUCAGAAAAAAACCUAUAAAUGAGCGAUAUCAAGGGCUUGAGAAGUUCUUUGCUCCUGAUACAAAUGAAAGAUUCGACUCCCACCCUUCACCAAACAUGGGAUGCAGCCAUUCAUGUUCCAGCAUAACAUUCACAGAAGACAAAGUGUGGAUCCCAGACAGCAGCUUAAGUGGGCAUGCUGGUAGUGCAGUUGCCUUGUAUGAUCAGCAGAGUGCUGAAAAUCCACUUCCAAAUAUGCAAGUGCAGAAGACAGGCCAGAAGUCACAGAGACCUUCCACAGCAAACUUCCCUGUUUCCAACUCUGCUCGAAAAGUCUCCAGCUGCUGGGUGUCCUCUUCUCCCAGACCAAGGAGUGUGGCCACUCAAUCCCUAUCCAGAGCUGCUUCUGAAAUUUCAGAAAUUGAAUACAUAGAUGUCACUGACCAGAAUGAGCCUUUCCUAGAUAACACUGAAGAUCAACAAGCCUUAGACAAUUUGGAGAAAGAAUUAAAUGUACUGAGAAACCUUACAGAUCCUUCAGAACAACUUCAAAGUCUACCCUCAGAAGAUUUACAGACCUUCACCCACCAUCCUCUGAACUUUAGUCAGAUGUCCGAAGACCUCCUUGAGAUGUCCUGUGAGAAUGAUGCCUGUAAGAUUGAGUUCAGCUCUUCUGGAAGAAACACGGAAAUGCAAUCUUUGCUGUCACUUGGUGACUACAGUACAGAUGAGGAAGAGGAAGAUUUUCUUGUUAAGCAAUGUAUCACUACACUACCAUGGGCGAAGAACAUGUAACAGUUCAUUACUUCUCCAUUUUGUACCCAGAAUAAACCAAGCAACUGAGUGAUUAA
Peromyscus eremicus (cactus mouse) is the source of this 2808-nucleotide messenger RNA. It is a transcript of the gene Zbbx, whose product is annotated as zinc finger B-box domain containing. Gene Ontology annotation, cellular component: motile cilium. The record is from RefSeq and is a predicted model, not a curated record. The coding region runs from base 233 to 2752 and encodes 839 amino acids. The transcript is spliced from 20 exons. Gene Ontology annotation, biological process: cilium movement. Gene Ontology annotation, molecular function: zinc ion binding. Lineage: Eukaryota; Metazoa; Chordata; Mammalia; Rodentia; Cricetidae.